AUCAAGGCAUGUGUUUGCAUCAAUGGAUCACAUUAUCAUUUUAAAGAAAGCCCGGCACGACUAUACAAAAAUGAAGAAAAACCAGUUAUGAUGUAAGAAUGAUAUUAGUUUAUGAUAUUUCUCGGAUUAUAUUCGUUGAUGAUAAGCAAGACACAAGACAGUGUGCAGUUUUUGGGCCUUACCUUGAAAAAGAAGGUUUUAUUGAAAUUGAGAAAGCAACCAGUGCUUUUUUGUUUGUCGUUGGUGAAGAUGAUUGGGCAAUUAAAAGCGCUGAGUUAGCUGACCAAGCUUGUCAACGUCUGAGAGAUCACAAGAAAGAGAACUGGACAUUAAUCAGCUACCCAGGAGCAGGACAUAUGCUUGAACCGCCGUACACGCCACUAAGUAGUGAAGUUUAUCAAGGCAACAGAAUGGGUGUAGGAUUAUUUGGUGGAAGAACCAAUGAACAUGCCGAGGCACAAGAGGAUGCGUGGCGAAACAUAUUAGCAUUUUUCAAUCAACAUCUGCGUUGUGAUAAUAAACCAGGAACAUGUUACAGUGCUUCAGAUGCAGGACUGAAAAGCAAACUCUGAUGCCUGCCAAGAUAUCAGCAUUGUUAUCGUAUU
Anneissia japonica is the source of this 605-nucleotide messenger RNA. Its product is annotated as bile acid-CoA:amino acid N-acyltransferase-like. The record is from RefSeq and is a predicted model, not a curated record. The transcript is spliced from 4 exons. NCBI's taxonomy places the organism in Eukaryota, Metazoa, Echinodermata, Crinoidea, Comatulida, Comatulidae. Bases 99 to 572 code for a protein of 157 amino acids. Gene Ontology annotation, biological process: acyl-CoA metabolic process; fatty acid metabolic process. Gene Ontology annotation, molecular function: fatty acyl-CoA hydrolase activity.